Molecule: messenger RNA, 600 nt
Organism: Copidosoma floridanum
Lineage: Eukaryota; Metazoa; Arthropoda; Insecta; Hymenoptera; Encyrtidae
Cellular component (GO): nucleus; cytoplasm
Source: RefSeq, a predicted model, not a curated record
AUGCAGCAAGAGUUGCUCAAGUGUCUAAUAGAUUAUUAUUCGAAACUUGCAAACACAGAGGACAAGUGGAGAGUGCUUGCGAAAAGUGUUGAACGAACGAUUGAAGCUCUGAAAAAUCAGACCGAGCAGUUUCAACAUGUGACGAGUUCAGAAGUCGACAAUGCAGAACUCUGCAAAGUCGAAGGUCUUCGAGAGCGGCUAAUUUUUAAAAUUCACGCAGGAAUCGAGGACGAGGUCGAACGCAUUUGUGAAGCUCUGAUUCAUUUUAAAAAUUAUAAUCAGGAGUUGAAGACAAAACUGAAAAAACUGGAGUCAGUUCGAGACAAGGUGUCCUUAGAGGACGAAGUUAUGAAAGAACUGAUGGAUGGAACGCCACGCAGACCAGCCCUAAAUUUACUUCUCGAAUGGGCGAUCGAUUCCCAUGACUACUACGAAAAAUUAUAUUGCACUUUAAGGGACAGCUUGAAAGCUGUGGAUUACAAGGACGAGGCGAGCGUCGAGAGGCUGGCCGACUCCUUCGUUGAGAGCGAGUCUAUGAGAAUGAAAAUCGAUCGAAUACUGGCCUACACACAAUUCAUUGCUCGGCAACCAAUCCGCUGA